Messenger RNA from Penicillium argentinense, 2232 nucleotides. RefSeq names its product putative MFS transporter. Gene Ontology annotation, molecular function: transmembrane transporter activity. The record is from RefSeq and is a predicted model, not a curated record. The coding region runs from base 1 to 2232 and encodes 743 amino acids. Lineage: Eukaryota; Fungi; Ascomycota; Eurotiomycetes; Eurotiales; Aspergillaceae. Gene Ontology annotation, biological process: transmembrane transport. The transcript has 3 exons.
AUGCAAACGACGGAAGAUCAGCCAUCCUCGGAUGCACGCGAACCGAAAGCCACCAACAAUAAUGCUGAACAGACGGGAUCACGUUGGAGGAAGUUGUUCGGGACGAAUCCGUGGAAUAAGACCGAAGUCCACGAGAAAUCGACAUACCGCUCGAGAGCAACUCUGGGUAUUCUGAGUGACAAAGAGACAGAUGAAGUUCCUGGUACCGUCCUUCUUCUGUCGUCAAAUCGAAACGAGCCUCUGGGCUUGAGGCACCAGCCUCGACGCACAUCUGCGUCAUCUCUCCCUUCCUCCCAACCGCCCUCGCGCUCUUCCUCUCGCACUGCCGCACCGCAGAAGAAGAAAACGGCAGACGGACAAAUCGUGCUUGAUCCCCAACCUGACGAUUCCGUGAAUGAUCCUCUCAAUUGGCCAGUAUGGCAGAGAGAUGCGGCGUUGAUAUCCUUGGGAUUUUAUUGUCUCAUGGGCGGUGGCAUGACCACCAUCCUCGCAGCAGGAUUCACUAGCGUCUCGGAGACAUAUGACGUCCCCAAGCAGAAAGUUGCGUAUACAACCGGUCUAUACAUGAUGGGCAUGGGACUGGGAUCAGUUGUUAUGUCACCAACGGCGAUUCUCUUCGGCAAAAGACCCGUCUAUCUGCUGGGCGCGAGCAUGUUCAUCAUCUCUGGAGUCUGGUGCGCGGCUUCUCCCAAUUAUUCCAGUCUAGUGGUCGCUCGAAUUUUCCAGGGCAUUGCUGUGAGUCCGGUAGAAUGUCUUCCAUCUGCGACUAUUGCCGAAAUCUAUUUCUUGCACGAGAGGGCUUAUCGCGUGGGUAUCUACACCCUGCUUCUCCUCGGUGGCAAGAACCUCGUUCCACUGGCCAGUGCAGCCGUCAUUGGGACUCUUGGAUGGCGCUGGGUAUUCUGGAUUGUCGCCAUCAUCGUCGGCGCUUGCUUAAUACUCCUAUUUUUCUUCGUACCAGAGACUUUCUGGGAUCGAACACCUCGCCCUAGACGUCAUCAAUAUAAGCGUCCACACAUGCCUCGAACCGUGUCUGAUUUGGUCUCUCAUGGGUUCCGAGGACGGCGGUCGCAUGCGCAGAUCCCCGAUGGACCGUCCGAAACAAGUCAGAAAAAGGAAGAAACCGCGCAGUCUCCAGCUCCCAGGAAGCCAAAGCAUGCACAUGUUGGAUUUGCCGAUGAGCCAGAGGGGACAGAGAACGAGAAACCGGCCCAUGCUCGUGAAACCGAAGAUCUUCCACCCAACGUUCACCUUGCGCCCACCGAGGAUCACAUCAUCACAGAGCCCUCGACUCCCGCAGUUGAGAGACCAGAUGGUCUACUACACCCGCCUCCAGCAGCUCUAGCGCCACAGCAUAACCCAAGUGACUUGGAAGCAGCCCGCAGUGGAGCUAUCUCACCUGCUCGCAGCGAGUCACUUGAGCCUGGAGCAUCUAUCAGCUCUACACUCCACUACACUAAUCGCCUCCGCGAGAAACCUAAGUUGCCGUACCUGUCCAUGCUGAAGGUCUGGAAUGGACGAAUCGCGCACGAUAAGUGGCUCAAGAUUGCCGUUCGCCCGUUCAUUCUAUUCGCGUAUCCCUCUGUUUUAUGGUCCACAGUCGUAUACUCACUGUCGGUUGGCUGGUUGAUCGUGCUCUCCGAAUCCGUGUCCGUCGUCUACGAAAGCGCCGAUCACUACGGAUUUACUGCACUCCAAACGGGUCUUAUAUACAUCUCUCCCUUCGUUGGCGGUUUACUUGGCACUGCAGUUGCAGGAAAAGUGUCCGAUAUUGUCGCCCGAUUCCUCACAAGCCGUAAUGGCGGUGUCUACGAACCCGAGUUCCGCCUUGUCAUGGCCAUUCCCAUCGCCCUGUCAACAGUGAUCGGACUCAUGGGCUUCGGCUGGAGUGCCCAGCUCAUGGACCACUGGAUUGUGCCCACAGUUUUCUUUGGAAUGAUUUCAUUUGGCUGCUGUCUUGGAAGUACCACUGCCAUUACCUUCUGUGUGGAUAGUUAUCGCCAGUAUGCUGGAGAGGCACUGGUAACGCUGAAUUUCAGCAAGAAUAUCUUCCACGGCCUCAUUUUCUCACUUUUCAUUGUUAACUGGCUCGAGUCCGACGGUUCUCGGACAGUUUUCCUUGCCAUUGGUGGUAUUCAAUUGUUCUGCCUGCUAAUGUCGAUCCCCAUGUACAUUUAUGGCAAGCGGGCUCGCAUGUGGACAGUGCGUAAACGUUUGAUGGAGCGGUUUUAG